Molecule: messenger RNA, 720 nt
Organism: Aureobasidium subglaciale EXF-2481
Lineage: Eukaryota; Fungi; Ascomycota; Dothideomycetes; Dothideales; Saccotheciaceae
Exons: 1
Coding region: 1-720 (239 amino acids)
Biological process (GO): N-terminal protein amino acid methylation
Cellular component (GO): cytoplasm
Molecular function (GO): N-terminal protein N-methyltransferase activity
Source: RefSeq, a predicted model, not a curated record
AUGACCUCCAACUCCAGCGCCAUGCCCGCUCCAGACUCGCAAAUCGACACAUCCGUCGCACUCACAUACUGGAACUCCUGCGACCCAUCCGUGACGGGUAUGCUCGGCGGCUUCCCCCAAGUCUCUCGCAUCGACCUCCAACAAUCUUCCACCUUCCUCGCAAAACUCCGCCGUGCCUCCAAACUCCACCCUGCAACCGCACCUCUCUCCCGCAUUGUCGACUGCGGCGCUGGAAUCGGUCGUAUCACUCUCGGUCUCCUCUCAAAGGUAUCCGACGUCACAGAUAUCGUAGAGCCAGUCGAGAAAUUCACCAAUCAAGUCUCCGAGGGUGACGACUUCAAAGAGCUUCGGGAUGCAGGAAAGAUUGGAAAGAUCUACAAUGUUGGUCUUGAAGCCUGGGAGCCUGAGCAUACCUACGACGUCAUCUGGAUCCAAUGGUGCUUGGGCCAAUGUACGGAUGCUCAAGUCAAUGCGCUGUUCAAGCGUGUGCAGAAACAUCUUUCACCAGGAGGUUGGAUUGUGCUAAAGGAGAAUCUGUCAAAUCAUCAGUUUGGCGAGGAUGUCUAUGAUGAGACGGAUUCGAGUGUUACGCGGACGGAUGACAAGUUUAGGGAUUUGUUCAAGGAGGCUGGCCUGAAGAUUGUGGCUACUGAGUUGCAGAGAGGCUUCCCCAAGGACCUUUAUCCUGUGAGGAUCUAUGCUGCGCAGCCAGAGGCUUGA